AUGGAUCUUCCAGAUGAGAUAAUUCAGCUGAUAAUCUCUUAUCUACCAGAAACACAGACCAUAAAAACUAUACGCCUGGUCUCAAAGAGAUUUAAGACAUUGGUCAAUGAGAAUCAUUUCUGGAGACUCAAAUGUAUCAAUUUAGGAUUACCAUUGGCAGAAAUGGCAGAGGGUAAAGAUUGCAUAGCGUUAUAUCUGACAGCGAAACAUGGUGGAAAUUUACUACUUAAUCCUAAUGCAGCAGAGAAGUUUUCGCACUGGACUAUAGAAUUAGAUGGUGGAGAUAGAUUUAUUAUCGAAGAUACUCCCGUUGGUGCCAAACCUUUCCCAACUGAUCUCCUAAAAAAUAGACCUGUGAAAACAUGGGUUACAUCAUUUGCUACUUCUUCGAAAUAUCAAUUUGUUGAUAUACACAAGAAUUUUGAAGCCUAUUUCUACAACAAAACCAAACCAAAAGUUUGUAUUUCAGAAUGGUAUACAAGUCGGUUCGAUUGUGGAUGUAAAUAUGUAAUCACUGUAGAGUUAUUAAACAAAUCAAAAGAAAUUCUGGAUACCUUUCAACUUAUUGAUAAAUUACCACCUGGUCAUGAGUGGAAACAGGUGAAGCAUACGUUCCAAAAACAUUAUCCAACAUUACAAUAUAUAAAAUAUACUCAUAAUGGAAGUGAUCUGAAUUUCUGGGCUGGUCAUUAUGGUGCUAAAUUUACUGGAUCAUCUAUUCGUCUGGUGUUUUCUUAA
Molecule: messenger RNA, 738 nt
Organism: Lottia gigantea (owl limpet)
Lineage: Eukaryota; Metazoa; Mollusca; Gastropoda; Lottiidae
Exons: 5
Coding region: 1-738 (245 amino acids)
Biological process (GO): glycoprotein catabolic process; SCF-dependent proteasomal ubiquitin-dependent protein catabolic process
Cellular component (GO): SCF ubiquitin ligase complex; cytoplasm
Molecular function (GO): ubiquitin protein ligase activity; protein binding
Source: RefSeq, a predicted model, not a curated record